Molecule: messenger RNA, 925 nt
Organism: Coccomyxa subellipsoidea C-169
Lineage: Eukaryota; Viridiplantae; Chlorophyta; Trebouxiophyceae; Coccomyxaceae
Exons: 6
Coding region: 1-678 (225 amino acids)
Source: RefSeq, a predicted model, not a curated record
AUGGGGCGCAAGCUGGGCGAGGCUGCCAGCAGCAGAGGAGAAGAUGCGAGCACAUUCUCUAGAACGUUCUUGUGGAGGGAGACUGCUCGGGUGCUGCAGGGCCUUGUGCAUUCUGCAGCUGGAGGCACCUGGCAGCCCACACCCAGAGGCUUUGUGUGCCUGCAUGAUGAGACAGGUCCGACUCGGUGCGGGCGCCAUGUGGCGGUGUUGCUGUCGGCUGACUCAGCGGUGCUGGGCAUCUGGGACGAUGGUGUGCUGCUGAGGCACAAGGUCAUCACCGGCUACACUGUGCGACGCAAGGCCGGCAAGGCCCAGCUCACCUACCUGCGAAGGGGAGGGAAUGGCGGGACGGUGGGCGGCGGAAUUAGGCUUCGCGAGACGCAGCGGCUGUUCCAUGCAGCUGCCAGCAAACUGUGCGAGUGGUCGGCUGACAUUGCAACCUGCGAGCAGGCGCAUGCAACGGGGACGGUGCGUGUGUGGAAUGAGCUGUACUCAGCCAAGACGGCGCUCAGUUCUGUGCUGCCGCGGGACGACGCCCGGUGGCGGCGCGUGGGGUUGAGUGUGAGCAAGCCACGCAUGGCAGACCUGAAGCACGUCUGGCGAAGCAUCAGCACUGGUUCUGUUGUUGUCUAUGAUGGCAGCAGCCUGGAGUGGAUGGCGUGCGCUGCGCUGAGCUAAGGGCUCAAGGGUCAUAUGCCUAGUGCUUGAUGCAAUCUCCUUGAACCCCAGCUCAACGCCCAUGUCUGCUCACUACCUAAAAAAUGGCAUCGGCCUGGGUUGCUAAGCACGAUGUGGACACAGCCUGCUUUCUAUUCCCUCCUUGGUGGUCUCAUAGCGAAGCGAAGCAGCACUGGUAUGUGUACAUGGUCUAGGCUUUACUUCAGCAGACUGCCCAUUAAUUUUGCCAAAUGAACAUAGACUCUUC